AUCUCAAGUUCUCACUGAAGAAAGACAGAUAAAGAGAGGGAAGCAAAAACAUAACGGCGAAGAUGAGUUGCUGGUCUGCUGAAAAUGCCACAAAAGCCUAUAUCAGAACAAUGAAUAUGGGAGAGAACGCUAAAGAGCUAAACGGUGCAGAGUUUAUUUCAGCGUUAGCAGCUGGAAACAACGCGCAAUUGAUUGUUGUUGCGUGCGCUGGUGCUGCAGAUGCCAUCACGCUUGCCCUGGCAGCAGCGUCUCAGCAAACUGGAGGGCGCGUUGUCUGCAUCCUCCCGGGGCUAGAAGAGCUGUGCUGUUCUAAACUUACUCUGGGAACAAAAACAAAUGCUGGCCAUGUUGAUUUCAUUGUUGGGAAUCCUCAGGAAUUGCUGUCAAAGCACUAUAAAGAGGCAGAUUUUCUAGCCAUUGACUGCAAUCUCGAAAACCAUGAAGAAAUUCUCAGAUCAGUUCAGGGAAGUGCAAGGUAUAACAACACUGUGAUCUUAGGCUAUAACGCCUUCUGCAAGCAAUCAUGGAGAAGCAGCAGUUUGCGUAUUAGCCUGUUGCCUAUUGGAGAAGGAUUGCUGCUAACAAGAAUAGCAGCUGCCAAGAACACGAAUAUUAACAGACCCGGGAUGCAGAAGAGGGGUCACUGGAUUGUCAAAGUAGAUAAAUGCACUGGCGAAGAACACGUUUUCAGGGUCAGAUCCCCUCAGAGGAGAGUAAUAGAAGCUUAGAUCUCCCAACUGCAUCAAUUAUUAGAGGUGCUUAGCUACUUAGACAAUAAUUUUAGUUUAACAAAUGUAAAUAGCGAGCUUAUCUGGUUCGCGAUUCUCCAAAUGAAUUCAUUAAACAAAUUUACUCUUCUGUUGAGACACA
This is a messenger RNA of Ipomoea triloba (trilobed morning glory), 870 nucleotides long. RefSeq lists its product as uncharacterized. The record is from RefSeq and is a predicted model, not a curated record. The coding region runs from base 63 to 728 and encodes 221 amino acids. NCBI's taxonomy places the organism in Eukaryota, Viridiplantae, Streptophyta, Magnoliopsida, Solanales, Convolvulaceae. The transcript has 2 exons.